Molecule: messenger RNA, 11230 nt
Organism: Equus caballus (horse)
Lineage: Eukaryota; Metazoa; Chordata; Mammalia; Perissodactyla; Equidae
Gene: GUCY1A2
Product: guanylate cyclase 1 soluble subunit alpha 2
Biological process (GO): cGMP biosynthetic process; response to oxygen levels
Cellular component (GO): guanylate cyclase complex, soluble
Molecular function (GO): heme binding; guanylate cyclase activity
Source: RefSeq, a predicted model, not a curated record
CGCUCGCCGGUCCCGCCGCCGCCGCCGCCCGCGUCCCCGCCGCCGCCGCCUCGGCCGCCGCCGCGCCGCCAGCAGCAUGUCUCGCCGGAAGAUCUCGUCCGAGUCCUUCAGCUCGCUGGGCUCCGACUACCUGGAGACCAGCCCCGAGGAGGAGGGGGAGUGCCCCCUGGCCCGGCUCUGCUGGAACGGCAGCCGGAGCCCGCCCGGGCCGCCUCAGCCCCGCGCCGCCGCCGCCGCCGCCCCGACCCCGGCUGCCUCCGCCGCCGCCGCCGCCGCCACGGCCGGGGCCAGGAGGGCGCAGCGCCGGCGGCGGGUCAACCUGGACUCGCUGGGCCAGAGCAUCAGCCGCCUGACGGCACCCUCGCCUCAGAUGAUACAGCAAACUCUCAAGAGGACAUUGCAGUAUUAUGAGCACCAAGUUAUUGGUUAUAGGGAUGCAGAAAAGAAUUUCCACAAUAUCUCUAACAGAUGCUCCUAUGCAGACCAUUCCAACAAAGAGGAAAUUGAAGAUGUCUCAGGAAUUCUUCAGUGUACUGCUAACAUACUCGGUUUGAAGUUUGAGGAAAUUCAAGAAAGAUUUGGUGAGGAGUUCUUUAAUAUAUGCUUUGAUGAGAAUGAGAGAGUCCUUCGAGCUGUAGGUGGCACAUUGCAGGACUUUUUUAAUGGCUUUGAUGCUUUGUUGGAACACAUUAGAACUUCUUUUGGAAAACAGGCCACUCUGGAGUCACCAUCAUUCCUAUGCAAAGAGCUCCCUGAAAGUACUCUUAUGCUGCACUACUUCCACCCUCACCACAUUGUGGGGUUUGCAAUGCUGGGGAUGAUUAAGGCUGCAGGAAAGAAGAUCUAUCGUCUAGAUGUGGAAGUGGAACAGAUUGCAAAUGAGAAACUGUGCUCUGAUGGUUCAAACCCAGGCAACUGUAGCUGUCUUACUUUCCUUAUCAAAGAAUGUGAAAAUACUAAUAUCACGAAGAACCUUCCACAGGGAACCUCCCAAGUUCCUGCAGACCUCAGAAUUAGCAUCAACACCUUCUGCAGAGCCUUCCCUUUCCACUUGAUGUUUGACCCCCACAUGUCAGUCCUUCAGCUGGGGGAAGGCCUAAGGAAGCAGCUGCGGUGCGAAACUCACAAAGUGCUCAAGUUUGGGGACUGCUUCGAGAUCGUUUCUCCAAAAGUUAAUGCCACCUUUGAAAGGGUCCUGUUGAGACUGUCCACCCCGUUUGUGAUUAGGACCAAGCCUGAGGCUUCUAGCACUGAAAAUAAAGACAAGGUGAUGGAAGUCAAAGGACAAAUGAUCCAUGUCCCAGAAUCAAAUUCCAUUUUAUUCUUGGGCUCUCCAUGUGUGGACAAGUUGGAUGAACUCAUGGGCCGAGGGCUGCAUCUCUCGGACAUCCCUAUCCAUGAUGCCACCCGAGAUGUCAUUUUGGUUGGUGAGCAAGCAAAGGCCCAAGAUGGCUUGAAGAAGAGAAUGGAUAAAUUGAAGGCAACUUUAGAAAGAACUCACCAGGCCCUGGAAGAAGAGAAAAAGAAAACAGUGGAUCUUCUAUAUUCUAUCUUCCCUGGCGACGUAGCCCAGCAAUUGUGGCAAGGGCAGCAAGUGCAGGCCAGAAAGUUUGACGAUGUCACUAUGCUCUUUUCAGACAUUGUUGGCUUCACAGCCAUAUGUGCCCAGUGUACUCCCAUGCAAGUGAUCAGCAUGCUGAAUGAACUGUACACCAGAUUUGACCACCAGUGUGGAUUUUUGGAUAUUUAUAAGGUGGAAACAAUAGGUGAUGCAUACUGUGUUGCUGCAGGACUCCACAGAAAAAGCCUCUGCCAUGCGAAACCCAUUGCUCUGAUGGCCCUGAAGAUGAUGGAACUUUCAGAGGAGGUGCUGACACCUGAUGGAAGACCAAUUCAGAUGAGGAUAGGCAUUCACUCGGGUUCUGUGCUGGCUGGAGUUGUUGGGGUGAGAAUGCCACGAUAUUGCCUGUUUGGAAAUAAUGUCACUCUGGCAAGCAAAUUUGAAUCAGGAAGUCACCCUCGGCGCAUCAAUGUCAGCCCAACCACUUACCAAUUAUUAAAAUGGGAAGAAAGUUUCACAUUCAUUCCUCGGUCCCGUGAAGAGCUUCCAGACAACUUUCCAAAGGAAAUCCCUGGGAUCUGCUAUUUCCUGGAGGUGAGGACUGGUCCUAAGCAGCCGAAGCCUUCUCUGUCUUCAUCAAGAAUAAAAAAGGUUUCCUACAACAUUGGCACCAUGUUCCUCCGGGAGACAAGCCUCUGAGACCUGCUGCAGAUCAGAGACUCCUCCAAAAAGCACAAGCCCAGAAUGUGGGUCAUGACUGGAGAGCGGAAAGAGAUGGCUUCUCUUUCACUGCUUUGUGGAGAACAAGCAGCGGAAUUUCUGUGGUAUGUCAGGCAAUAAUCCUAGAAAAUGUGGGUGAUGACUAUCCAUUAAAAAACUGGAGGGCAGGGGGGAAAUAGGAUGUGUCCAUCUAUUUGAGUGUUUUUGGUCAUAUAUAUAUUUUAAUUACAACUAUGGGCCCCCUUUCAAAACUAACCAAUAAAUAGAUUCUGCGUUUUCUUGUUUGUCGCACAUGCAGGUAUCUUUCCCUAUGUAUUUGUAUCACUUUUGAGAGCCAGUUUUGAUUAUAUAUUCCUACAUUUAGUGAGUUGGUAUGUGAGGAAUAUUUUCUAAUUUGGUUUUUCUGAACAGACAUUUCAUACAUAUAUCAUGGCAGUGUGGUCGACUUCCCGGCAGGAAGAACUAUAACUCAGCAAAAUAUUUUAGGGAUAUUACCUAUUUUUAUACAUAUCUCUUCUUCUAGUUAAUUACAUUUCACACAACAUUAAUAGAUUUUCUGAAUCUGCUACUGUAUAGUUGGUAUAUUAUGUAACUGUAACCUAUUAAUCAAAUAUAGUUCCACUUAUUUAGAGAGACUAGAGCCUGGACUGACAAUAUAUAUAACCAAGGAUUUCAGAUGCUGAGAAAGCAUUGUAUGUCUGCUUAGUAAAUAUAUCUUUUAGAUUUAAUUAAUGUAGUAUGGAAUCCAGAUGAAAUGGGAUUUCCUAAUAGCAGAUAUAUCUGUAACCAAGAUUAAGGAAAUGUCCUUUUGCCAUCUAACAAAUAUCAGUUAAGAUGAAAUGCUUUGCUACAUUGGACCCUUUUCAACUUAGCACUCAUAAAUGUAGGUUGUUCUUGCAACAUACUAAACUAUGUUCUGAUAAACAGAAUCGUGCUAAGUGACAUGUUAGUACUCCCCCUCCCCCUCCUCCGUGGAUGCCUGCUAAGGACUAACUGCCACUCUUGGGAGGAAAUCCCUGAAUACUGGCAUUACUGAGAAAGUGAUGCAGGACAUGUUGCCACGAAUGUUGUUUCUUCUUGCAUAAUAAAAAACAGAGAAAAACCUGUAUUUUAUGGCUUUGAAAUUUUAAACAAUUAUUCUUCUGCACUUUGGUUGAUGUGACUUUUAAAUUCAGUGAAGUGGGUCUAACCUUCAGACCUAGUAAUCACCAUAGUUACAGAUAGGCUGCCAUCACAUGUUUGGCUAAAAGGAAGACGUGUUCCCAGUAAUUAGCACUGCAUGAAAAUAUAAUUUACACUCACCCUGAAAUUAGGAGCACGGUGUGUCCAGAGAUUUCCUAUUUUGGAUCAGAUGUAAAACCUAAGUUUCCACUGAGGUUCAUGAGCUGGAAGCAUUUGUUUCCUUGGAACCUUGGGGUGGCCAUUUUCUUACUCCAGUAGGUAUACUCGUUGGUAGCUUAUGUCUACUGAAGGUGAUGUUUUUCUUUUUCUGGUCAGGGAUUUUGGCUGCAUUAUGAUUUGGUUUUGAUAUAACUCUGCUAAGGAGUAUAUUAACUAGUAUCCAAUGUAGUCUAUGAGGCUUAAUUAGUGUUUUUAAGUUCUCUAAGUGGUAGCUAGAAAACAUUUAUAGAUAUGCAAAGUAUUUGUUAUAACGGUGAUCGCUUUUAUAACUGUUGACCUCUGUUCUCGCCCUGGGGCUUGUGAGAACACUAAUGCAACACUCUUCAUGUGGAGACAGGACCUAGACCCAGAACUCUCUGAAUCCUUGCCUGUCCAUUCUUCCCUGGGUCUGGGUCUCUGUUUUGAACCAUGUCGGGGUGAGAAGGCCAGGUGUUUACAGGAGGCUGUGUAGGCUGAGGACAGGAUGCUCUCAUGGGAGUAAUUACUCAGAACGGAAUCUCUUCAGGGGACUGGGAGAUUAACCCACUUCCUUCAUAGGGAACAGGGAGGAGGUUUACAGUCAAUGUGGACAGAAUAGGAUGGGAGCGCCUCAAUCCUCAUGUCAAGAAUAGGAAACACCUUAGCUAUGCUGAUGGGCUCCUGAUAGCACAGAAGCAUGGGGACAGAAUCAAGCUCACUGAAGUCAUUUAUCCUUUUUCUGCACAGUAACUUAGAGCUUAUUAUGAUAUAGUAAAUCAAUAAAUAUUUUGGUGGUAAAUAUUGUGUUUUGUAACUAUAAGGCUGAAAAGGACUUCCAGGAGUCAUCCAAUCUAUUCCUCUGCUUUUUGUAAAGAUUUGUCUAAACAACUCUUCUAAACAUAUGAUUAUUCUUUCUGUACUUAAGACUAUCUAUGGGAAGCAUAUUUUAAAAGCGUCAUUGAAAAUCCACUUCAUUAUCCGUUAAUUGGUAAUAAGGCCCUAGACAAGGAUUGUAUGUACAUUGUUUAUCAGAAGAAUAACAAACUCUUUCUUAGUGUAUAUGAUUUUACUUAACGAAGAGGUAGCCAUUUCCAUUGUCACAAAUGUCACAACGAAGAAUAUGCCAGAGAUCUAUUAUAUAUCACAGACAGGAUGUAAACUACAUUUUUCAUACAAUAUAAUCCAAAUGUAUCUUUGAAGCUAUAGUCUGAGGCAAUGGUCUGAUCUGUUACCAUUUUGCCAACCUAGUACAGUCGAUUAUUAUAGUUACUCUGUUGCUAUAUGUGUUUGCAAGGUACUGUAUAAAAUAGCUGUUCAUUCCAGCUUCAGUCAUAGAAUUUUGAAGCUGUGAAAAAGUAUUAUAUUUUUAUUUGUCCCACAUAAUACAGUCCACACAUCCUCCAUUAGGAAUUGUGACUAUAACAAUGGGUGGUAGUUGGUAUUUCAUUUGACUAAUAUCUGUACAGUAUUCUCACCCACAAACUAUUACACACAUCAUGCACUUUAAAGUAUCAGAUUAAAGGGAAUUUAAAUGGAUGUCCCAUUAGAAAUCAAGUGGUAUUAAAUCGGGGAAAUGGUUUUAACCCACUCUAAAAGGGAUACUUUAAGAUAAAAUUUGGCACCUCUGUUAUUAUAUUAAGAUAUAAUAUAGCUCCUCUGUUUUAAUGUUCUUUCAAGCAACUAAUUUGAAGAAGUCACUUUAUGACUAGCAACUAGCCAUCAGUACCAAAGCUUCACAUUGGCAUCUGUAUCCUUUUGAUGGGGAGAAUGUCAUCAUUUGCAAAUAGAUCAGUUAUCUAACAAAGUCAGAAACCUCCAUAUGUACCCAAACCAUACUGCACAGUAUGUGCUUUGUGAACCUUAAUAAAUAGGUAAUAUUAGCCAUAAUAAAAAGAAUAAUACUCAAUGCAUGGAGAACACAUAUAGUUGGGUCUCUAGGCUGUGUAGUGUGAUGUGGAGAAGGGAAAGAAGAUAUAGCUUCUAGGUAACAGGUAACCCAACUGUCUAAAAUCUUCCUUGAUAGUCAUCUCUUCUCUUAUAUUUUAAGUUGUUUUGCGUUUCACUUUUAAUACUUGAUUAUGUGUGCAGUCCAGUGACCUAUGACCUAUUGUGAUUCUGAGACAGGCACUGAUGCCCAAGACUGGAGAGUGGGUCUGUGAAUUCAGUCCUGCAAAUGUGAACUUUCAUGGUCUCACCCUUGGUCCUCUUGCUCAGUGACAAGAAUAUCCGGAACAUAGUGUUUUAUUGUGAAAGUGCAAAAGUGUGUACUUCUCCAGGAAAAAUGAAGCAAAACAGGACAACAACUUGAACAAAAUUUCAUUCACAAGUGCAGCAAGGCUUUUAAUUUUGCAAAUUCCUCCAGAGUUCCAGCAAUAAAGCAAAAUUAAAUUGAUAGAAGCAAAAGGCAAAGCCACAGAGAAUUUGGAAAACCUCCAGGCUCUGUGUUUUAUACAGAAUCAUAUUGCCACCAAUUGAAAUAGUGUAUUUGAAGUUGUGAGGUAUCAAGAGGGAAAUCAAGGGUACGACCAUCAUUAAACGUAUUUAUUGAAGCCUCCUUGAGUUCCUGACAUGCUGAGGGCAGGUGUUGUGGUUAUCAUGGCAGAGAGUAAAACUUCUACACAUAGGUUUCUGUCUCAUCAUGCAUGUUGAGCAAUACUAAGCCCAUACCCAGGCCCUCUCUUACUCCAUGCUGUCACUGGAAACCAUCUCGCCCCCACAAGCCUGGCCUCAGCAAACAUCUCUGUACCCUUGAACCUAAAAUAGGUACAGAAAAAGUUUCCGAUGCCUGUUUCAGGCAGAUAGGAAGACCCACACAACUCGAGGGGCAGGUAACAAGGCACUUCUGAAGGGAACUAAGCAUUCUCAGUUGUGCUUGGGUGUUGCUUAAAUCUGCAGCUUCUCCCUCUGCUUUUUCUUCAAAAUACAAUCUGACUUCAAGUACUUGGUGUAACUUCUCUGUAUGUUCCUUCGGAAUGAAUUAUACGUGACCCUGAACAGGCUUUGGGUGGCACUAGAUGCCUUUCAGCCAAUAAUAUGUAGAAACUCAAGUCUAAGAACCAAGUUCUAUAUUAUAACCCGGGAUUUCUAUUAUUAGAUUACACAUCUUCCACUAGGAAAAUUAGGUCAUUUCAGAGGCUUCUGUAAGCAUGUCUUAUUAGAUACAGCCUGAAAACAUGAUGCAUGAGAGACUAAAUUAUUAAAAUUUAACAUAUUCCAGUUUGAAUGAUGAUUCUUUAUGAGUAGCUCUUAAUAUGAAUAUACUUAAUUCACAACCAGCUGAUUUAAAAUACACAUAAAUUGUGUUAACAUGAUUGAACAAAUUUUAUUGUAAAAUGGAUAAAUUGACCCCAGCUGUGGACUCAAUUUCAAGAUACUCAUGGUGGUGAAUGAAGAACAGACACUGAGGUUAUAUACAGAUUAACAUAAAUCUUGACAGAGUAUAUUGAGAUAGUGUGCAAAAUUCCUUCCUCACACUUGAUUCAAACAAUUGAAACCUAAGUAUUAUUGUCUUGCCACCUUUCUGUUUCCUUUCUUCCUUUCUUCUUUCUUCUUCCUUUUAUGAAAAAAAGUCAUGGAUGCAUUUGUAACACAGGGAGAAUCACGGUCCAUCUCAUGUUGUAAAAUUAGUUUUAAUUUUAUAAAGUAAUGAAUAUUCUUUGUUGUGUGUGUUGAAUGUAGAUAUUACAUGAUUAAAAGGAGUGACAUUUUGGAAGGACUUGGGAUGUAGAGAAGUAAAGUUUGUGUUGAACGUAGAUAUUACAUGAUUAAAAGGAGUGACAUUUUGGAAGGACUUGGGAUGUAGAGAAGUAAAGUUUGUGUCUGUAUUUCUAAUAUGUGGUGACCAGACUACAGCUUCAUUCAAGUGCCUCAUUGCCAUCCCAUUCUUAUUAAGAGAUGGUCCUCUUAACUCAUCAGCUUGCCAGAGUCUGGCUCCCUUCAUAAGAAUUACCUAGGAAGCUUUUAGGAAUACAAAUUACUGGCCUGUACCUUCAGAGAUUUGGAUUCAGUAGGUCUCAGGCGGGAUCUAUGAAUCUGUAUUUAGAAAAUCAGUCUAGGUAAUGCUAAUAUACAGACAGAUUUUGGAAUCAUUGAAGAGUAUUCAAAUAAUUCCAAUUACUGGGAAAAAAUACAAGUUGACUGAGAUAGUAUUAUAUUAUUUCAUUUGUAGUUAUUUUGAAAAGCUAAAUACUCUGGGCUUCAUAGCAUUAUUUCUUUCACAAAUUUUAAUUUUAGCUUUAGUUUCAAAUUUAUGGUCUGCCUUUUGAACAUGAGUCUUCAAACUUAUUAGAGACAGAAGUCAACACUGAUAAGCAUGAGGGAUGAAUAUUGCUCACUAUAGGGCUAUUAGGGAUACUACAUAUGGUACCAUUUUCUUAGUUACUGCUGGAGCUGUGCAGUAUAUCACAGUAUUUGCUGAUCCUCACCACUGAGAUAUAAACUAUGAACUUUGGGACAGAGAAGCAAAUGUUGAAAUGACAGCCGUAUUUCUGAAUGCUUCGAUUUUUAUGUUAUGAAAAAUUACCAACUUAAUACUUUGUCUCAUUCUGUACUUUUCACAUUGAAUUGUACAUUCAUCUAAAAAUGAUUUCCUAGCAAUAUCUUGUAACAACGUUUCAAGCAAUAAUGUAAGCCAUGGUGAUGAUGCCAUAUGAAACUUUCACUUCUGUGCACUUCAGAGAACUUUUAGGGAAAUAGCGACAUCUUUAACAUAAGCAAUAAUAUAGCUAGUGUGGACUUUUAAAAGAUAUUCAUCAUUUACAACAGCAAAAUGAGCAGCAAGUGAUGACUCAGAUAUAAAUCAUCUGAGCAAAUGACAUGCUUCAUCUAUCUCAUAAGUCAUUCAUUUGCACACACGCUAUAAAGUAAUUAGUAUAUUCCCAUCACAUUAUUUCUGUUGUGUAAUUUUUAACAUACCUAUCAUAAUAUGAUUUAUAUUCAGAUCAAGAGAUUUGUGUGUGUAUGUAAUGUUGCCCAGAUUUUCAGAUCUUUGUAGUAUAUAAUAAUAGAGAGUAAUUAAGGAUGGAUAAAUGAGUAAAAGCAGAGCAUAGGUUGGAUGAAUUGGUUGAGAAGGUAGGCUUUGCAAAAAUAUGGAUGGGUCUUUGGACAAGUUAAUUAGUUUAAAGGUUGGUUUGAUAAAGUCUUAGGAGACAAAUGAUUAAAAAUAAAAAGAGCUCAUUACCACUGUUUUUUAUGAUGGCAAAUGUUUAGUAAGUAUAAGUAUUUUGGCUUCAGAACAUGAUUGGUUGAAGUCACCUGUAGUAUAAUUAAUAAACACUGGAAAGUGAUUAUGUAGUGAUGUUGAAGGUAACCUGCCCUUCUCAGCUAUUUUGAUGCUAGUACUAAAGCUUGCAGAUUUCAAAAUGGAUAAUUCAUAUUUUUAGUCUUACUUCUUAAAAUAUAAUUUUAAUCAAAUGUGGCAUAGUCAAUAAUAAUCAGUCCUUUAAUAGUUUAAUUAUCCCUCCAUCAUUUAGAAUGAUGUAUUAGGAUUAUAGCUAAAAGCGCUGGUACACUUAUGUUACACUGAAGAACUUCUGAAUGUUAGAUUACUAUUUAGCAAAGUCAUAUAAGCUUAGGAUCCAUUGCUAAGCCUCUAAAUAAGAUUACAACUCCUAUUAUUGCCGAGCUGGGUAAACCCUUCUAAUUGUGAAUCUGAACACAAUCGGAAUGCUGUGUGGGUUUGCCGGUAUUUUUACCUUCUUAUUACCCAUGGCAAAAUUCCAGUUAGCAUCCUCCACCCCAAAAUUCAGAAAAUUUCUCUAUAAAAAUCAAACAGGAUUGUUGAUCUGUGAGAAAGCUUUUGACCAUUAUCUUUUUGCAUAUUAUUAGAUGCUUAAGAAGCUUGCUUCUUAAUUGUUAAUAAAUAAUGAAAAUAUUUAAUUUGAAUCCAUUAAAUUACAGUGAAUUUAUCCUCUCAGUUAAUUCAUCUAAUUGUUGAUCAGAUCAUUCUUAAUAUUAGACUUAAGCACUGUUGCUUAUUAUUUGAAAGCAGAAGAAACAAGAAAAACUAGAUGAUCAGCCUAAGUAAUAGCUUGUUUCUCAUUCUUUUGAUCCAAAUUUUAAAAAUAAAGGAAUUGGUUUAUAUUCAUUCUUCCUCUGUGGCCUUUUCACUAUUUGUAGAUAAAGAAGGGAUUCUAAAAAAUAUAUUUUUUACAGUGGUCUAUUAAAUGUAAUUAAAUUUAAGUAGGACGUAAUGUAUUAAUUAGGGUAAAAUCAGAAAUGCACAGAAUUGCUUCUUCACACCACCUCACUCUUUAAAGACAAUUGCUUCCAUUUUGCUGCAUGGCAGUUAGUUAUACAUCAGACUGAGGACACAGGGACAGAUGGAGAGGGUAAGACGGACAGGAGCUUUAGAUGAGAUUGAGCAAAGAGAUUUAAUUUUUUUCCUCAUGAAGGUAUAGUUACUCUUAAAGGGGAGGCCGUUUCCAUAAUAGACACGUCUGGUUUAUUGAAAGCCAAAUGAUUUACUUGACUUCUGUUCAUUUUUAUUUUGAAAAGAAAAGAGAAAGAAAUCCUUCACAAGCCAUUUUCAGUUUUUUUAGGAGAUAGUGUCAACCUCUCAGCAGCUGCACAUAUGAGUGAAAACUGGGAUUACAAACUCAUAGAGCUAUAUAUAGAAACUCUCUGAAGGUGGCAGAUAGAACUAGUCUUGGUUACAAUGAUGGAGGUAAAUGAAAGUGUCAGAACAUCUGGACUGAAGGAACAAAGAAGACCAAAUACCAGCUCUGCCAUAUGUCACAGAAACCCCUGCUAAAAUUAGCACAAAAGAACAGACUAUCAGUGUGCAAGUGAUAUUAAAACGAAAGAUUUUUUUUCCUUUUAUAACAUGCCUGGCUGAGCUAACAUUCAAUAAGAAAAAUACAAUUUAAUUUCAUACAUUCUUUUUUUGUUGUUCUGACAUUAUAGAAAUUACAUCUUUCCCUAGUUGGGAAAUCUAAUCACAAAGAGCACGAAAUAUGUAUUCUUUGUCCUAAAAUCGGUAAAACUAUUUUCUGGGCUAUCCUAUAUUCCGUAUUUUUCUUCACAUUGUUCUCAAGUUGGGCUUUGGCUGCCAACAAAACAAAUGCUCGACUUCAGAGUAGAAAGAAGCCUUUAUGACCCCAGGCCUAUCCAUCUCAUUCAGGAAUGCUCCAGAGAGUUGGGGCUGGGGAGAGAGUCCUCCACAGCGUCUGAUGAUGUUCUGUGGGAGAGAGGAAGAUGUAUUCCCAGUCUUCUAAAAUUAAAAGUGCUUAGGUAGCCUCUUAUCAUCAUUCAAAGAUGCUACAUUUAUACAUAACUGGUUAAUUCAAGCAGAGUUUGUCGAGAACAGAAAUUUUACAAGGAAGAAACAAACUUGAACAAUUUUUAAUCAGAAUUAUCGAUUAGCAAAAUAAUUUAGGACAAAAACUAAACUUGCUGUCUCGAAAGAGUCAACUUACUUAUAUCCAAAGUCAGAAUGCUACACACUUUUGAACAUUUUCUAAAUGUAUCAAGUUCUUCAGCACUGAGAAAGGAAAAUAAUUUUAUUUAUGGAUUCCUUAAGGUUUUACCCCCUGGAGAUAGCACAUAACUGUGAAUUACAUAAAAAGUGUUUUUCUCUAUGAUUUGGUUGUU